AUGGCAAAGACUGUAAUGGUGAGGUGUUACCUGUUCUGUUUACUAACUCUUGCACUGUGUAGUACUUGUGGGUUAGUAUGGGCUGAUAAUCCUAAGACUUCUGAGUCCAGUAAUUGUGUUAAUUAUGUUGGAUUUCCUCCUUUUUUUGUUAAGAUUGAUUCUUGCGAUGAGGCCCGUAAUGCUACUAAGGCUGCAGAACCCACAAUACAGCGUUCACCUGGUAAACCGGGUCCCGAUACUCCUGGUGAUCAUAGUGGGAGAGAAGUUAACCAAGUCACUACGAAUUCGCAUCAAGAGGAACAAGUACCCGAAAGUGAUCAUGAAGAGAAUACCGUUAAUUCUGAAACUGAUAUAAGAAGAGGAAGUCAGAAUGUUGAGCAAACCCUAAAAGGAGACGGUACCGCAUCAAGUAAUCCGGGGCAAAAUAAUCCUCUUAGUUCCCCUGAGUCUGCAGAAGGCCGGGAUAUACAAGUAACUGAAGAGCAUCCCCUUCCAGCUUCUCCUGUUUCUGAUAGACAACAGUCAGGUGAAGCCCCUUCUGUAUCAACACAAGCAAAUAGAGAGAACCCAACAGUCUCAGAAUCUGCACCUAAUGGUGGCGAGCAUAGGAGUCCUCAUGAGAACACACCGCCACUGCAAGAACAAGAAGUAGGAAGUGCAACCACUCGGGGUUCACAAGUGGCACCCAACACUGAUGAGUCAUACGGGACAGGGAACAAACAGUCAACAACGACCUCUGACACUAACACUACUCCCAAUAGUGAGGGAUCCACCAGCACCACCACCACAACAACAACAACACUUCCUCCUGAACUCACAAACAACAAGAAGAAGGGUGAUGCAGACAGCAGCAGCAGUAUCAGCAGUUCUGUGUGGGUGCGUGUGCCACUACUGAUUGUGGUUACACUGGCCUGUAUUCUUGUAUGCUGA
This is a messenger RNA of Trypanosoma theileri, 930 nucleotides long. RefSeq lists its product as uncharacterized. The record is from RefSeq and is a predicted model, not a curated record. The transcript has a single exon. NCBI's taxonomy places the organism in Eukaryota, Euglenozoa, Kinetoplastea, Trypanosomatida, Trypanosomatidae. The coding region runs from base 1 to 930 and encodes 309 amino acids.